Messenger RNA from Octodon degus (degu), 990 nucleotides. RefSeq names its product CUGBP Elav-like family member 6. The coding region runs from base 19 to 990 and encodes 323 amino acids. Gene Ontology annotation, biological process: mRNA splice site recognition; regulation of alternative mRNA splicing, via spliceosome. NCBI's taxonomy places the organism in Eukaryota, Metazoa, Chordata, Mammalia, Rodentia, Octodontidae. The transcript is spliced from 9 exons. The record is from RefSeq and is a predicted model, not a curated record. Gene Ontology annotation, molecular function: mRNA binding. Gene Ontology annotation, cellular component: cytoplasm; nucleus; ribonucleoprotein complex.
CGGAAGCUGUUUGUGGGAAUGCUGGGCAAGCAGCAGGGCGAGGAGGAUGUCAGGCGCCUGUUCCAGCCCUUCGGCCACAUCGAGGAGUGCACAGUCCUCCGGAGCCCGGAUGGCACCAGUAAAGGCUGUGCCUUUGUGAAGUUCGGGAGCCAAGGAGAAGCCCAGGCGGCCAUCCAGGGUCUGCACGGGAGCCGGACCAUGGCGGGGGCCUCGUCCAGCUUGGUAGUGAAGCUAGCGGACACCGACCGGGAGCGUGCACUGCGGCGCAUGCAGCAGAUGGCCGGCCAGCUGGGUGCCCUGCACCCUGCACCGCUGCCCCUCGGGGCCUGCGGAGCCUACACCACCGCGAUCCUGCAGCACCAGGCAGCCCUGCUGGCAGCGGCCCAGGGUCCAGGCCUUGGCCCAGUGGCAGCUGUGGCAGCCCAGAUGCAGCACGUCGCAGCCUUCAGCCUGGUGGCUGCCCCUCUGUUGCCAGCAGCAGCCAACUCCCCACCUGGAGGUGGCCCAGGCACCCUCCCUGGUCUCCCCGGACCCAUCGGGGUCAAUGGAUUCAGUCCCCUGACCGCCCAGACCAACGGGCAGCCGGGCUCCGACACGCUGUACAAUAACGGGCUCUCUCCCUACCCAGCCCAGAGCCCUGGCGUGGCUGACCCCCUGCAGCAGGCCUACGCUGGGAUGCACCACUACGCAGGUCCAGCAGCCUAUCCAUCAGCCUAUGCCCCAGUGAGCACAACUUUUCCCCAGCAAUCUUCAACCCUGCCCCAGCAGCAAAGAGAAGGCCCCGAAGGCUGUAACCUCUUCAUCUAUCACCUGCCUCAGGAGUUUGGGGAUGCAGAACUCAUACAGACCUUCCUGCCUUUUGGGUUUGUUAGUUUUGACAAUCCAACCAGUGCCCAGACUGCUAUUCAGGCCAUGAAUGGCUUUCAAAUUGGCAUGAAGAGGCUCAAGGUCCAGCUAAAGAGGCCUAAGGAUGCCAACCGGCCUUACUGA